Glycine soja is the source of this 1138-nucleotide messenger RNA. RefSeq lists its product as uncharacterized. Gene Ontology annotation, cellular component: plasma membrane. The coding region runs from base 86 to 838 and encodes 250 amino acids. The transcript has 3 exons. Lineage: Eukaryota; Viridiplantae; Streptophyta; Magnoliopsida; Fabales; Fabaceae. The record is from RefSeq and is a predicted model, not a curated record.
CGGUUGCCAUGCCUAAUUAUUAAUGGUGUUUGUAUAAUUUUGUUUUACGUGUUUGUCCCCUGAAAGGACCGUACAAUCUUCGAAGAUGACCGGGAAGGACGAGUUCGUCUCUUACUCGCCCCUUUCCUCCAACCCCAACCCCAAUCCUAACCCUUAUUCCAAUCCUAAUCCUUAUUACGACCCUAACCCUCAUCCUUACCCCCAAAACGUCGUCGUUUUGCUCCCCUCCUACCGCCUCCGUUCCCACCGCCGUCGCCGCCGCUGCAUCCUCUACUCCGCCGCGCUCUUCCUCUUCCUCCUCAUCGCCGGCGCCGCUUUCCUCCUCUACCCCUCCGACCCGGAGAUCCGCCUUACCCGAAUCCGACUCAACCGCAUCGGGAUCCGAACCAACCCGAGGCCCAUUCUCGACCUCUCCUUCUCCAUCACCGUUAAAGUCCACAAUAGAGACUUCUUCUCCCUCACCUAUGACACCCUCGCCGUCUCCGUCGGCUACCGCGGCCGCCAGCUCGGCUUCGUCACCGGCGGCGGCGGCGGCCGCAUCAGGGCGCGUGGCUCCUCCUACGUCGACGCCACGCUCACCAUUGACGGAUUUGAGGUUAUCUACGACGCGUUCUACCUGCUCGAAGAUAUCGCUAAGGGCGUCAUUCCAUUCGAUACUGACACCCGAGUUGAAGGGAAAUUAGGGCUUUUCUUCUUCACUGUUCCUUUGAAGGCAACAGUGUCGUGCGAAGUGUAUGUGAAUAUAAACCAGCAGACAAUUGUACGUCAAGACUGCUAUCCUAAGUCACUGGGUGAUCCGCUGGAUCAGAGCGCAUAUAUUGAAGCUGGAGAUACAUGAUGUGGUAUCAACCUUUUGCAUCCUUCUCCUAUACAGCGCUGCUGCUGGUGUUUUCAUUACAUUACUUUUAGCGUGCUGUAUAAUUGUAUAUGGAUCACACAUCCUUGUAAAUUAUGGUUGACUACAGACCACUUGCAUUUUGUAUUUAACGCUCGUACGAGGUAAAUUCAAUGCAAAUGGUACCUGGGAGUUAAUCAGUUUUAUAGUUGAAAACUUGAGAAAUAAAAAUAUAUUUUACUUCUCCUUUUAAAUGCCACCCUUAUAUCAGUUAUAUGUUAACAGUUCGCACCCUGAAUUCUA